UGGCAGUGGUGACCGGUCAGACGACGCUGCGUCGGCUGCCAAAGUUUGUUGACAUCCUGACGCAUCCUGACGAUCUUGACCCAGACUCGGGGGCGGAACGUUUCGACACAUUUUGGUGUCGAAAAGUCCUUUGACUUUGAAAUUAAUUAUUAAAUAAUGAGUGACAACAAUCAGUCAACUAUUCGUUCGUUCCCUAUCACAUGGUUUGACUGCUCACAUGUUGUAGAACCGGAGUCUGUUGCCAUUGGUGUCAUGCCCGGCAUGAAAUUCAAAUCCACAUGGAGAAAUGUUGAACAGGAUAUAAAGGUGUUGACUGACAAUGGAAUUAGAGACGUAUUUUGUCUAUGCAAACAAGGGGAGCUGUCCUUUUUUCGUGUACGAGAACUGUUUGAUGUAUAUCGUGGCAAAGGAAUCAGAGUUCAUCAUUACCCCAUUGAGCCAGAUCUUUCGCCCGAUUUCAAAGAAAUACACAAAAUACUAGUGGAUCUUUGGGAUACAUUGCUUGAUGGAAACAAAGUGUAUAUCCAUGCUCAAAGUCUUUUGGGUCGUGUAAGUGUUCUCAUGGCUGCUUUCUACAUGGAGCUAGAGGAAAAUGUUACACCAGCCCAUGCCAUUUUUAAGAUCCGAGAACUCAUUGGAAAUGGAGCUUUUCAAACAAUGCAGCAAUAUAAUUUUAUUGAUGGAUUCAGAGAGUUUCAAGCACAACACAGAAAUGAAAUUUUAUCAUGACUUUGUGACUAAAGUUUUUCACGUUAAACUACUAACAUUAGUUUCACUCACAUCUAACUUCAGUCCCAUAUUCAUACUUCACAUGUAACCUCUCACAAUAGGAAGAAAAUUUCUAUGUAACUUUUGGUGAGAAGUUCUGUACUAUGUAAUCAUUUCCUAAAUCACAGUCCAUAAAUAUAGUGUUUCCUUCUCUAUGUUUAAGUUUACAUACUAAAUAAUUAUUAUUUAUGUUAUGCUCUAGAAAAUUUUGUUUUUAAUUUAGAUAGAUUAGCUCAAAUUAUAUAAUUUUGUUUUAAUUUCACCAAGAGACUAAAGAUUGAGUUUUAUUUAUUAUAUUUAAUGUCCUAAUACUAGAAACCAACCAAGGAUAACAAUGUGAUCGUUUUUGUGAUGUCAUCACAAUAGUUUUAAAAUCAUCAAUGAAAUUGAUUUAUGAAUUAUUUGACGUGUGCGGGGGAGCAGCCAGUUGUGUUAUGUAGAUGGCUGCAUCUGUUACGACAAAUUGAAAUUUAUUAAAACAUGACUGAAAAUAAGA
Messenger RNA from Frankliniella occidentalis (western flower thrips), 1264 nucleotides. RefSeq names its product cyclin-dependent kinase inhibitor 3-like. Lineage: Eukaryota; Metazoa; Arthropoda; Insecta; Thysanoptera; Thripidae. The transcript is spliced from 5 exons. Gene Ontology annotation, molecular function: protein tyrosine phosphatase activity. The coding region runs from base 157 to 729 and encodes 190 amino acids. The record is from RefSeq and is a predicted model, not a curated record.